AUGCUGUGGUUUUUAAGUUUACCAAUAUCGCUUGUGAGAGCUAUAAUACAUCCUGCUUAUAAUAUACUGAUUCAUGGCAAAAUUCUAAAGAGGGCUAAUGGCUACAAACCUUGGUUAUUUGAUCUAAAGUUUGAUGCGUGUAAAUACUUGCGACAUCCUGGCAUUCCCAUUGUAGGAAUUGUCUACGGGCUUUUCAAGGAAUUUACAAAUAUCAACCACACUUGUCCCUACGUGGGUCCACAGAUCAUACAAGAUUUUUAUUUGAGGUACGAACUUCUUCAGCUUCCUUUUCCUUCUGGUGAAUACAUGUUGGCAUUGCGAUGGUUUUUCGAUAGGAAAGUGCAAUUUGAUACAAAUGUAAGCUUUACGUUGGUUGAAGACAUUUUAAAAAGAAAUUAGGAAUGAAAUAUCCAGUUCCAAAACUCUUGGAAAAAACUAUAAAUAAAAGGCGA
Molecule: messenger RNA, 452 nt
Organism: Drosophila ficusphila
Lineage: Eukaryota; Metazoa; Arthropoda; Insecta; Diptera; Drosophilidae
Exons: 3
Coding region: 1-399 (132 amino acids)
Source: RefSeq, a predicted model, not a curated record